Messenger RNA from Anopheles coluzzii, 8862 nucleotides. RefSeq names its product menin (gene Mnn1). Bases 912 to 3035 code for a protein of 707 amino acids. The record is from RefSeq and is a predicted model, not a curated record. Gene Ontology annotation, molecular function: chromatin binding; Y-form DNA binding; transcription cis-regulatory region binding. The transcript is spliced from 2 exons. Gene Ontology annotation, biological process: negative regulation of cell population proliferation; negative regulation of cell cycle; regulation of transcription by RNA polymerase II. Lineage: Eukaryota; Metazoa; Arthropoda; Insecta; Diptera; Culicidae. Gene Ontology annotation, cellular component: chromatin; histone methyltransferase complex; nucleus.
CACGUACACAACAUCAACUUUUUCGCUGGAUGUCAAGAACGCGCGCGUCGCAGAAGCCAGUCUUGCAUUUGCAGCUGAAAAAAUAGUGAUAACGCGAAAAUGGCUCGCUGUUUGCACAGUUUGCGAACCAUAUCGUAAGUGCGUGUGUGUUUCGUGAUCCCCGUACGCAGUAGCAGUAGCACCCACCACCACCACCGCCACUCUGUUAUCUAAUACUCUUGUGCCCGUGUGCUGCUGUUGCGUCGUGUCGCGUCCUGGUUCGCUGGUGGCACAACACAUAUCAGCACAUUCCAUCGAAAAAGAGAGUCGUCGGCUGUUGGUUCAGCAGCUGUCAGCCCGGACGAAGAUGGAAAGAAGGGCCCCGUGCGGAUGGUUCAGCACGGUGACGGCCCAGCUCAUCCAGCACGAGGACGUAAUCUGCAUACGCGCGACCUCACCCUCCAACCUCCGCUAGGGAGCCCCUCUACUUCAUUCGACCCUUUGCUUUACGGAUACAGGUGGUGGGAAGUUGUGGAGGACGGGUAGGGGAGGCAGUUUUCCGCGCGGGAACCAAGGAAUGGAGCACGGGAAAAGGAGGGUGGCUGUGUUGCUCUUGCCCAAUGCGCCAAAUGGCAAAUGACGUCGCAGCCGCAGGUUGACGAAACAAAAGUGCCCAAUUUUACUGCUAUUUGUCGCCCCAUGGGAGAGGGGGUCGAUAGUGGGUAAGCAAACAAAUCGUGUGUCAUAAAUCGGAUGUAUGUGCGUGUGUGUGCGUGUGCGUUUCGCUAGUGGAGAAAAGCAUUUUCUCCGGGAAGUGCGGCAAAAGUAGGCUGCGAUAAAAAAAACCCGUAAAACACAACAACACAUCAUAUUUCCUCCAAAGCAAAAGCUAAACCGUGCUGGUGUUCGCUCCGGCCCCCGAUGAGCGAACGAUGACGGAGUUUUGUGACGACGUUAUCAAGUUGUUCCCGCUGCGCGCGAUACCGGACGUGAUCAAGCUGUUCCGGCAGCAGCUGAACAAUCGCGAGGAGGAACCGGACCUGACGCUGCUGUCCAUCGUGACCGGGCUGAUCGAGCAUUCGCUCACGACCAAGGUGCUCGAGUCGACCGGCGCCGGCUCGUCCACCUCGCACAACAAUAACAACAACAACAACAACCAUGUCGAUGGAGGCAAGGGUGGGACGGCGGCGGCAGUCGGUGGUGAUACAGCCGGCGGGAACUUUCCCGUGAUCCGGUACGACACGGUCGAGGCACUGUACAAGCGGUUCAAGUCCGUGCUGGCCCCGAUCGAGAAGCUGCUGGUAAAGACGACCACUGAUUCGAAGUUCGCUAGCCGGGAAAUUAUCAAGAAGGUGUCGGACAUCAUCUGGAACUCGCUGCUGCGCAGCUCGUACAAGGACCGGGCGCACCUGCAGAGCCUGUACAGCUACCUGUGCGGCAACAAGCUGGACUGCUUCGGGGUGGCGUUUGCGGUGGUGGCGGGCUGCCAAAUGCUGGGCUACCGGGACGUCCAUCUGGCCAUCUCGGAGGACCACGUGUGGGUCGUGUUUGGCAAGACGGGCGACGAAACGAUCGAGGUAACGUGGCACGGCAAGGGCGCGGAGGACAAGCGGGGGCAGUCGGUGGCGCCCGGCAUCGAGUCGCAGACGUGGCUGUACGUGGCCGGCCAUCCGGUCGUGUGCAAUCGGUACAUGGAGGUGGCCGCGAUCGUGUCGGCGAUCAAUCCAUCGCUGACGGCGACCAGCGCUUGCCUGGAGGUGGCCGAUCUGCAGCAGCAGCUGCUGUGGCUGCUGUACGAUAUGGGCCACCUGAGGAAGUACCCGAUGGCGCUCGGUUGUCUGGGCGAGCUGGAGGAAGUGGAACCGACGGGCGGGCGGAAAAGCUGCGAGGAGCUGUACAAUGAGUCGGUCCGGUCGGCGCAGACGUACUACCGGAACCAUCACGUGUACCCGUACACGUACCAGGGCGGGUACUACUAUCGGAAGAACAUGUACCGGGAAGCGUUCGCGUCCUGGGCGGACAGCAGCGACGUGAUUCGACUGUACAACUACUCGCGCGACGAUGAGGAAAUAUACAAAGAGUUUCUCGACAUUGCCAAUGAGCUGAUCCCGCAGGUGAUGAAGCUGGAAAGCUCGGGCCAUUCGGCCAAAAGCAUACUGCGCGAUGCGUCCUGCUUCGCGAACCUGUUGCGCUUCUACGACGGCAUCUGCAAGUGGGAGGAGGGCAGCCAGACGCCCAUCCUGCACAUCGGCUGGGCGAAACCGCUGGUUGCUACGAUCGCCAAGUUCGAUCACGACAUUCGGUCGCAGGUGAUCAUCAAGUGUGCGGAUCAGGAACCGCAAGCCCAGCACCCAGCCCACGGGCAGGAAAAUGGGAGCAAAAAUGGUGCGGACGAUUCGCUGCACCAUCACAACAACAACAACAACAAUAACAUUGUGAAAGCGGACGCUAACGUGACGAAUGGUGGGCGCGGUGCGAAUGGGAGCAGCGGGGUGAAAGGAAACCCACUGCCGAAAUCGCUCGAAGCGUUGGUGGGCAAGUGCGGCGAGAAGCUGCUGAAUCCCGAGUUUCUUCUGCAAGGUGGUGGGCAACCGUUCACUACCGAGGAAAGCGCUCCGUCGUCGGAUGGUGAGGGGACGACGGUUUCGUCGACGGCAGUAGACACCACCACCGAGGUGAAGCCCGCAAGCAAUGGGAAGCGCGAGGAAGACGCGAUAAAGAAGCAGCAGGAAGGCGAGGAGCCGGAAAAGGGUGUAAAGCCCGAGAAGCAACGGGAGAAGGCCCAAGAACCCGAUGCGGAACCGAAGCGGCCCAUCAUUGUGCUGUACAGCCAGAAGAUGAAGGGGCUGAAGGAUCUGCUGCUGACGGAGAAGCUGAACACGAACGCGAUCUCGCUGCAAAUUACGGCCCAAAGCCAGGUGCAGGUAGGUGGGAAGAAGCUGCGCGGUUCGCAGGUAUCGCUCGGUGGCUCGAUCGGCGGUACCACCGGUGGCACGGUAACCGUAGGCGAUGGUAUCGAGGGCAAUACGCGACCGAAACGAGCACGUCGCGAGUAGAGGGAGGGAGAGCGAGAGAGCGACCUUUGGUCAGUAAGCAACACUUACAAUGUACGAGGGGUUUGUUUUGUUGCAGUUUAUUUAUGUUUUAAGGCAAUCUUUAAUUUAUUCAUCGCCUGUGUGUAUCUGGCGGCACCCCAGGAAAGCCGGCCAGGAAGGGAAGAAAAAUGGGCCAUUUUGCACCACUCCCUCCGCAUUGGCGUAGUAGUGGCGCGCACAUCCGUUUUAUGAUUCCUUUUUUUUACGUCAACGAAUACUUUAAUUUAAUUGCACCAGCCAUUCCAACACACAAAACGACCGCUUCUAGUCGGAACGCACGUUAGUUUUGAGCUACUCAUAAUUCCCGUUUUUUUUGUUUGACUAUUUUUAUUUUGGUUAACUUUAAUAUUAUCUGUUAUCUAUUAUUUUUGGAAGUAGUAAUUUGUGUAACUUUUCUUGUCAAAAACUGAAUCCUCCCUUUAUUUUAGCAUACAAUGCACAAUUUAUGUGAGUGUGUUAAUUAACACGAUAGAGCGACGAUCUUCAUCCUAUUACAUCCAGUAAAUGCUGUGUUGUUUAAAUUAUUUAAAACCCUUCUUCUUCGCACCUGAUGAUAAUAAUGCUGGCUCCUCUAUAGUAUUGCUUUUAUUGAAAAAAAAAAAUGUGAUUACUUUCUUUACUAAUCGACUAAUCGUUGUUGAAAUUACCCUUAUCCUGUGUGCCCUUGUACGGGCGAUCGCCACAUUCACAACAUCAAGUGUCGUGAUAAUAGGUGCUUCAAUGCCAGCGCCAACACGUCUUGACUAUCUAAAGUUUCAUUUAAAAUGUUUUCCAUUGUUGUGUUGCGUUCGGCAAAAAAGGACAUAGAAAGACGGGGACGGGGAGGAUGAAAUAUUCAUCUUCUUAUUUUAUUCUGGCUGAUAGUUUGUAGAACUAAGGUUAGAACCGAGUAUUAAGUUUUCCUUUGUCACACACUUGCAUGCUUAACUGCAAAAAUGGUGUCAAUGCCUAUGAGGCACGGCGUUAACUUAGUGGUAAUUUCUAUGGAUGAAGAUGGAUGAAGCAGGAGAGAAAGCAGAGAAGGAGCAGAUAGAGAGCAUUAACAAUCAAACAACUUUUGCCACUCGCUAUGCAAUAGAUCGUAAUCAAAAAUAUGUUUUGUAAAUAUUCCUAUAGUCUAUAGAAAGGACAGAAGAAAAAGGUGUGUUUUUGAAGGGACACAUAACUUAUUAUGCAUCAUAUCUGCUAGGGGGGUGGUCCACACACUGUUCUGUCACACAGGGACCGUGAUUGAUAUAAUAACCGUUCGGUGUGAAUGUUUGUUUAUUUGCCUGCGCGUGUUACUACUAUAUGUUUCGCUUUGUUUUUGGGGCUUGUUGUGUUGCUAAAUUGUAUACAAAAUCAAUCUUAAAGAUGAAAGCUUGCCCCCACUUCCUUAGGAAGUUGGGGGAGGGUUUUGUAGCGCGUUCAGUUGCGAGUAGUGUGUUGUGCUUCAUCGCAACAUCGAUCGAACGAACAAGACAGAGCGCGAUCGUGAAGCGUGUUGUUGCACGAGUAUUUGCUGUGGCAUUGUAAAACCUUAUUAAAAGGUGUGAGAAAAUAUUGGCAAAGCCAAAUAAAAAAAAAUAAGAAGAAACUUAUGAAGUGCGGUGCAUUAACAAUAUAAAACACUAUCUUGGUUUUUGGAGAUAUAAGAAGCGAAGCGGUCCACUGUGGAGCGAUAAGGAAGGGCUUAAUUAAGAGAGGGUUAUUAGAGGCCCACAAGCCCACACUAGCAGGAUAAUAGGAGAAUAGGUUUGAUUGAAUGUAGGCUAACAUUCAGAACCCAUUUUCUUAACGGUGUUGUUUUUUGCCGAUCUCUUAAUCAACACGAUUUAAAGGUAUUCCUUUACGUUAGGACUACGCGGUGCACAGCAUCACAGAUUGUGUGUGAGUGUGUGAAAGCAAUACCGUCGACCGGGAAGAUGGAGUAAUUUGCUAUUUGUAAUCUGCUAUUAUACUCUGCUGCUACUACAGAGCAGCGAUAACCAACAAACAACAAACAAUCGAAAAUUGAAAGUACAAACAUCACACUAUAAAACACCCAUUAGAGAUUAAACCCGUUUUUCAAACAAACAACAACACACACACACACACACACAAGACACUCGUUCUCUUCCUAUACCUCGUAGUGUGAAUGAGAAGCACAUGAUUGAUAACAAUUCCAAUUUAUUGUUCUGUGAGAACGCUAACAAAAUUAAUCAAUACGAACGGAAACAAAAGUAGCUAAAUUGUCUUCACUCAUCAUACAGAAGAAGAAAAACAAAACUGAAUCGUAACGUAAACAAAAUUGCUCCCAGUACCUUUACACAUGUUGGCGGGUAUGUUUAUUGUAACGCAAAAUUGGAUUUUUACUAAAUUUUUAGGAAAAAAAACACAUACAAAAUUAACGAAUCAGGAAUGGACACAGGACAAAAUUAUGGUACGAAUUACAGAAGAAGAAAACAAAAACCAUCAAUACCAAGGAGUGUGGUGUCGUCGUGCCCGUGGGAUAUUGGUCUGUGCAUUUGGAAGGACCACCUGUUGUUUCCCCGACACCACCGGCACUCAACUUUGAAGAAUGCCUUUUCUUCGGUUUGAUGGCUUAGAGGAGCGGGAAGUUUACUUUGUUGUAUGAGAACGGAAGCUAGUAUUAAGGAAAGGGGGUAGAAAACGAUCACGAUCAUGAUGCAGAAAAAGAAGAGCAUAUUCACACACACAAAAAAAAACGGUCAAAGUCAAAUAGGAAAUACCAAAAACUAUUGUGUAACAUCAUCAACAUCAUCACGCUGCGAUCGAUCGUACGUUGGGAAGAUACACAUACGAAUGAAAGUGAUGCGUUGCAGAAGCGAUACGGAACGGACUGAUGAAAAGUACAUUGUUUGUUUGUUUGUUUGUUUUUUUUUGUUUGAUAAGGUGUAUUUAUUGCAAACCUACAAAAGGAACGGAAACCGAGUAGAAUCUAUCACACAUGACUGAUGCGAACCUGAGCGCACGUGUAUUAGGGGCAGAUGGGUUGGGAGGGGGAGUGUUUGUAGCAUAGGUAGGCAGUAGUAGCCGGCAGGCAAAGCAUUAACCAGCUAACUAGCGGUGUAAUAGAGCGCAACAAAGUAGCAGUAACAAAUAGCUGUUAGAGUACGAACGAUGUAUAUCAGUCGGGGAACGAGGAACACGAUCGGCAAAGGCGGCAAACAAGGCGAAAAGUGAGCGUUUUUUACUGUUAAAAGAACGGAUCGAGAGAGGCUGUUGCUCUGAAGGUGAUGAAUGAUCAUCCUCAUCCUUCAGCCAAGAUUCCUUCACAUCCACUCGUUUUGGAAGCGAUUUUUGGUCACGAUUCGUUAUUUGCUUCGACCCCUUUCCCAUCCUCGAUAGUUGUUGAUUGUUUGUGUGGUGUCGAUGGUACAAUGUUGAAAUAGCUAGCAAAAAUAUUAUUAAGCGUUCCUUGUGGCAUUCGCAGGUGGGUGGAAAUUCGCCAUUAGCGCCAUAAGUUUUCGGUUCGAAACAAAAGAAGAUAAAUCAAACAUGUAGUUCCUUAACAAUGAUGCAUUAACGAUACGGAAAGGUUAACAACAGAAUAAUAGAAAUUACUACUACUACUGGUCAGCUGGCUGCAGCAAACGGAUAGGUAAAAUGUGUCUAUAAACCGAAACAGCACAUUAAACACACAAACACGGACUGUUUCAGUUACUAUCUGCAUGUGUGUAAAAUAGAACAGUAACAGCAUAAUCUACCAUGUAACAAAUGAACAAAUAGAUUAAUAUAUUGUUUUCCGAUCAAUGUAUGGGGUUCACGCAAUUUAAAUGCAAUUCACCAACAGCAACAACAAUACACAACAAUAUUCAUUAGCAGUUAAUAGGCAAAUGCAACCCCAUGCAGACACAAAUGAUAUAAAAAUAGAGCAUACAUAGAUGUAAAGAGUCAAACAAACAAGUACAGUAAUUGCACAACAAAAGAUGCCCCAAUAAGCAUGUAUUUCUUUUUCACACAUUCCGUUUAUAUAAAACACAGCAUUAUUAGCUCUGCUGUGCUGCAAAGCAACAAAUUUCACUAAAAUACUACAACGGCGGGACACACCAAGAAAAUACGCACAUGCCACAUAGAAAAGAGAGAGAAAGUGAACUCGCAAUUAUUAUUAUUAUUAUUACUGUGCCAUUUGUUUAAGAACUGUGCGUUGUGUGCAUUUUGUACGAUCCAAUGCGAUCCGCCAGCCACCAAUCAACCAGCAUCACACACACACACACAUUUGAAUCGAUUGAGCCAUUUUUAGCAUAACAAAUGCCAUGGUUUGGAGCAUUAAUUUGUAAUCAGCAUCAUCAUCACACAGUGCACGCAGCACACAUUCAUUAAUUUAAAUCAUAAAUUUGAAGUUUGUCAAAGUUAAUGUUGGGUAGAAGGGAAAAACACCUAUUAUGUACAAUGUUCCGUUGUUUAGUUCUUAGGGGGCGGCUCUUGCACCACGCGUGGAUGAAACAGCACUGACGAAAAAUGCAGUACAAUUAAUUAUUGUUCACUAACUAUAUGCACUGGUGGGAAACUUGUGUGCACUACAUCAGUUGAUCCUUCCUUGAAAUCAAUCUGAGCGGGAGCGGUGUGUGUUACUGCAGGUUUAAUAAAAGGGAAGUUAAUCUAUUAGAGGCUAGUUCCUGUUCGUUUCAAUAAUGUUCGUGUAGAGCAGCACUCUGAGUAGAAUCAGUACAAUAUGAAUUAUUAAGCAGACACACACACAGAAUAGUUGUUUUAAUUGUGGUUAUUGCGCGCUUUUGGGGGGUUUCGUUUUCUAAAUUAUUGGCUUGAGAUGCUGAGAGCUGGUGGGUGGUGGAGAAGGUCUCAGCUUUGUUUUAAAAUUAAGCGAGGGGGGUUUGUCACAAAUCAAUGUUUUUUGGCUAUAUUAGUUAACGUGUUUUUUGUUGUAAUGUGUUCCUUAUGAAAAGCAAAACUGCACACACACACAAUAUCUUGUUUCUCUUUAUGCAUGAAAUCAGGCCCUGGUUUCAUGCGUUCUAAAUUAUUUGUCAAAAGGCUGUAAAAGCCCUUCGAGGAGGAGGAGUAUGUACGAGGAAGCGCUUGAGGAGGAAAGCGGUUAAUUUUCGCCUGUAGAAAGGUCUGUGAUGGUGGUGAUAAUGAAAAGCAUUAUAUAGAAAGUAAUCGGUGUGUGUGCGUGUUUGUAAUUAGUGUAUGAAUGUACAGCUGUGUAGUUUUGUCAGAAGAGGGGGAUGAGAACAGAUCGACCGCGAUGAUCGUGCGAUCAUGUACGUACAGUUUACUCUGAAUAUAAGCCCCAAGAUAUGUAUCCUGUCCCAUUUACCCGAACAAAGUGAAAUAUUAUGGCAAGAAAAACUGAAAAAACAGUACAUUCAAAUGUAAACUCGAAUAAGAGAUAUCGAGAAAAUGUCAUAAUCAAUCAAUCAAAACGAUGGGCUGCAAAUGAAGUAAUAGAAAGGAGAAGAACAUAUGCAAACAACAGCAACAAAAAUGUGUCAUUAAAUGAAAUUGGCAGAGAAGAUAGCAAAAAAAAUAAACAAAUAGCACCGAUAAACAAUAAUGCAAAUCACAUAUAUGAAACAUUUAUAUAUUUUUGAGAUAAUAUUCAUAUACUUAUACAUUUAAAAUACAAACCCAACACACACAAUUUAAGAUGAACCAUUGAAAACACACACACACAAAAACACAAUAAGAGCAAAACAAUUGGUGAAACAAAAUCAAAAACACAAGGAUUGGCAUAAUUCAACACACCAUUUUCUCUAGCUUUUCUGUCAAAUUGUUCUCUUUUUAAACUCUUCGCUCUGCAAAUUUAAAAUCGAAAAAUCAAUUUCACUCUUGUUGCAGCAAA